AUGAGAUCCACCAACGACUUCAGAGCAUCCUCGUCGACCCUCUCGGGGGCUCCGAGUUUGACCAUGAGCAAGCCGAGUCUAAACAACAGCAAGGCAAGCCUAACGCACAGCAGACAGAGCCUGAACGAAUCGAAUCGGGAAGAUCGGCCACCGACGCGCGAGGAACUUAUCUCCGAGUUCCUGGACAAGGCGAAAUUCUACACAUCACUCUGUCUAGGAACGACCGCGAUUCUGUCGGUGUUUGCAUUUCUCUUUCUGAUCCCGUUCGUGGUGGAUCCCGCGAUCUCGACCAUCGUCGCGGACUACGAUCCCAUCCCAGUGACGUGCAUCGUGACGGACCAUACCUACGCCGAGGGUAUGCGCAACUGCACGUGGAGCUCGUGCCGGGAGGGCUGCACAACGGCGGCCAUCCGGUGUCACCAGUUGCUUGUAAAUUACACCAAAAUAGCGUUCCACGAGUGGCACCAGCAUCCGCGGGAGCUCGACAGCAUAGACUGGGACGUCAUGGACACCAAGUUCCUCGUCAACACCGAGGGUUGCGGCUACCCACCGCGGGUGAACUGUACGGAGUUUGCAAACCAGUACGGUUACACGCAUGUCGGAGAACCGUUCCCCUGCUACUACAGCCGUGCCUAUCCGGAGAUAGUGGUCGCCCGCUACUCCUGGGAUGACAAUCUGAAGCACCUGAUACUGUCGCUGAUCAUCCCGAACGUGCUGUUCGCCGUAUCGAUCGGUGUGCUGAGCUACUGGUACUGUCCUUGCUGUGAUAAAGCCUGCCACAAGUCGCCUCGGGUCUACGCGGAGAAGUAUCCUACGAAAGAGAACAAACUUCUAUGCCGUAGUGACGAUGAGGAAGACGAACUAGACUACUGAAAACAAGAAACAAAAAACUUCCCCAUACACAAGAAAAAAAACAUGUUCACAUUUUUAUCACACAGCAGCAAAUUGCAGCCUCCGAGUAUUUUUACGUUUUGUUUUGUCUGUUCUGAAAGUACACUUCACUGCAGUACACCCAGCAAUCUUAUCACCAC
Messenger RNA from Anopheles coustani, 1031 nucleotides. It is a transcript of the gene Teh2, whose product is annotated as protein tipE. The coding region runs from base 1 to 873 and encodes 290 amino acids. Gene Ontology annotation, molecular function: sodium channel regulator activity. Lineage: Eukaryota; Metazoa; Arthropoda; Insecta; Diptera; Culicidae. The transcript is spliced from 4 exons. Gene Ontology annotation, biological process: regulation of sodium ion transport. The record is from RefSeq and is a predicted model, not a curated record.